AUGGAGCUUGGAGGCGGAGGGCGAGGCCCCGGCGACCGGGUCCGGCGGCAGCUGCAGUCAGUGGGGCGGCUGGCAGCUUACCUCGGCGGCGGAUUCCUCCUCCUCUCCGCUGCCUCCUCCGUCGCAGUCCGCUCCCUCCGCGCCCUCUCCGACGCCAACCAGGUGCACGCGCUCGCCCCGUUCCCCACCACCCUCCGAAGCGCGAACCCUUUCGGUUUCUGCUCUGGUCCUGCCCCGCGCCGCGAUUGA
Molecule: messenger RNA, 249 nt
Organism: Miscanthus lutarioriparius
Lineage: Eukaryota; Viridiplantae; Streptophyta; Magnoliopsida; Poales; Poaceae
Source: the annotation of a GenBank genome assembly